AUGGAUAUCGCGACGGCUUCUCCCACCCCGAUGGGUACCGCUGGGACCGGAUUGUCACGGAGACCUUCGCAGAGACAAGGCCUCCGCAGGCUACCGUCGCGACCGCACCUUAGCCGAAGCGAAUCAAACCCUGUACACGCGACAGCGCCCGCGCCCACUCUUUCCAAGAAAGCAGAAUCGCAACAAUACGCCAUGCACGACAGCUCCGACGAUGAAAUUCCUGUGCCUAUGAAGCUCAGUGCUCUCACCAAAGCCUUACUAAACGAUGGUGGCUCUGCCGAACCCGAACGUGCACCCUCGCCGCCAAGAACGCGCCGGCGCGCAAGCAAUCUCGCCGCGUCUACAACAUCUGCUACUGAGGAAAGACGGUCCCUUCGAUCCGGAAGUGUGCAUGCCUAUGAGACUAGAUCUUCAAAACACUCAUCCCCAGUAAGGAGCCGGGAAAAUAGUCCCGUGCGAAAGAGAGUUGUCAGACUCAGUACUACACCGAAAAGUCUUGGCCAACUAAACCCCACGAAAAGGCGAUCUACCUCGCUCUCGCGAUCCACGACACAGCGUCCUCGUUCGAGGAGUCGACCGGAAAGUCGAGAACAGUCUUCAGACGAGAAACAAGAACCACCUCAGGAUGUAAAUACCCCUGCGCAAGGUGUCCGAGUUGUCCGUAUUGCUGCUGGAUCCUCUGGCAACAGAAGCCGACUUACCAACUCAUCCGGCCAUUCGCGGCGAUCCGGCUCCCACCUUGAACAGGAGCACUCUGAAGAACCAGCAACUGUGGGUCGACAUACCGCUGGUAUCAACCCUGGCAGCAUUUCCCGUCACACUUCUAAUGUCGGAAGAAACAUCAAGCCAGAAGAUAACCUCGCAUUGCAAAGUUCCAUGCGUGUCAAGCGCGUCGGUAAGGUACCAGGAAGUUUCCUAAGUGGCCCUGCACGACGUGGCCGUAGACGACAAAGCGAAGAAGAAGCGGAUGCCAAUGGUGAUGGUGAAGGCCUAAUUUCUGGUCAAGACCACGACGGCCAUGGUCAUGAGAUGGAAAACGACCUCGCAUCUUCCUUUUACGGAAACGGCAGGCAACUUGCGUCAGGUAGCCCAGUCGCCCUCAGUGAUCCUUCAAGAGCAAGUCAUCGAAGACCUGUCUCAUAUGCGGAACCAGUUCUUCCUGCUCGACUUUCACCCCAAGAGAGGGUAGAGCCAGAAGAAAUUCAUUAUAGGCUACCCCCUCCUCGUCCUCAAGUUCCAUCAGCUCAUGAUCAGGAGAACGAACUAGCUUCUAUACGCAGAAGUUCUAAGCCUCCAAUCAGCAUCCUCGCUGAGAAAGAGGCCGAGAAGCUCCCCAAACGACCUCUUAACGUUGAAGCUGCUCAACACCGACCUGCCACUUCUCCGGACCGGAAACCUCUAUCCUCUCUCGCUCAGAACACGCCCCGAAGGCCGGCGCCACCUCCUCCCCCAAAGAUGUCUGUACUUGAUGCUGCUACUACGUCGGCUGGUGCAGCUACUACAACUCAAGCCAAACAGAGGCGAAACAUUCUUCGCGUCAAUGGAAAAUCCUAUACAAGGCUCGACUGUCUGGGCCGUGGCGGUAGCGCUAAGGUCUACCGCGUUACUGCCGAAAACGGAGCGAUGUUUGCUUUAAAGAGAGUGUCAUUGGAGAGUGCGGACGAGACAACAAUUCGAGGUUACCGAGGAGAAAUCGACUUGUUGGGCAAGCUUACGGGCGUCGAUCGAGUCAUUAAUCUCUUUGACUAUGAGAUGAACGAUGAGAAGAGGAUGCUGACUUUGCUCAUGGAAAUGGGCGAAUUGGAUCUCAAUACUCUUCUCAGAACUCGUCAAAACCCCGAAUCGGCCAAAUUUGAUCCGGUUUUUGUUCGGUUUUAUUGGAAGGAAAUGCUUGAAUGCCUUCAAUCAGUUCAUCAAUUUGACAUUGUUCAUUCUGACCUCAAGCCCGCGAACUUUGUCCUUGUCAAGGGUCGCUUGAAGCUCAUCGAUUUCGGCAUUGCCAAUGCUAUCCAGACAGACGAGACUGUCAAUGUCCACCGCGAAACGCAAAUUGGCACUCCAAAUUACAUGUCUCCGGAGUCGCUCAUGGACUUCAAUGCACCUCGAGGCGGUCGCGUUCCAGGACGCCCUAAGCUCAUGAAGCUUGGAAAACCCAGUGAUGUCUGGUCACUAGGUUGCAUCCUUUACCAGCUCGUCUAUGGAAUACCUCCCUUCGGCCAUAUUGCCAACCAGAUGGCAAGAUGCCAAGCAAUCAUCAACUGGGAUCAUGUCAUAGAGUUUCCUGCCAGAGGAAUGGGCGGCAUUCCGGUUCCCCCUUCCUUGAUACGAACCAUGCGGCGGUGUUUGAACCGUGAGGUUCACAUGCGGCCAACCUGCGAGGAGCUUCUCCACGAAACCGACCCCUUUCUCUAUCCUAAUGAGCUUAGUGAAAAAGCACUCCCAAUCGACGAAGAGCUCCUUGGUAGAAUCAUCCAGAGCGUCGUUACGAGAUGUCGAGAGCGUAUGCCGACUGAAGCCGAGGCAAUGUCGGUAUGGCCUUCAGCCUACUGGGCCAGUGUUAAAAAAGCCACGAAUAGAUCAUGA
Messenger RNA from Colletotrichum truncatum, 2583 nucleotides. Its product is annotated as checkpoint protein. Gene Ontology annotation, biological process: chromosome segregation; mitotic spindle assembly checkpoint signaling; meiotic spindle assembly checkpoint signaling. Gene Ontology annotation, cellular component: kinetochore; nucleus. The record is from RefSeq and is a predicted model, not a curated record. Lineage: Eukaryota; Fungi; Ascomycota; Sordariomycetes; Glomerellales; Glomerellaceae. Gene Ontology annotation, molecular function: ATP binding; protein serine/threonine kinase activity; protein serine/threonine/tyrosine kinase activity.